CUUCACUGUCAAAAAGUACACAGACAUUAUUAUCAACUCCUGCUCAGUGCUUAAAGUCCAAUGGUCAGCUCGUCCUGCUUUGCCUCUGCACGGUUGCAUCGCGACUCCUGCACAAAGCACCCAGACUGCAUGAAGGCUUGAAAAAAGGGGCUCACUCGGUUUUGUUUUUUUGCUGCUGCAGUGGAGCACGUCCGUGUUGAUAUAUAAAAAGAAAAAGUUUUCAAGGCCGGUUUGAUCGCAGUCAUGUCCGGACAACCAAGAUUCGUGAGCCCGUUUCAAAGACCUCAGUGUCUGGCUGCUGCAGCUGCUGCUCCGGCGGGGAAACCCACAUUUACGCACCCUGGCAAAGCUAUCCUGGCAGGAGGCAUUGCAGGAGGAAUAGAGAUCUGCAUCACUUUCCCCACAGAGUACGUAAAAACACAGCUGCAGCUCGACGAGAAGGCGAAUCCUCCCAAAUACAAAGGCGUUGGUGACUGUGUAAAGCAGACGGUGAACAGUCAUGGGGUGAGGGGUCUGUACAGAGGUCUCAGCUCUCUGCUCUAUGGCUCGAUACCUAAAGCAGCUGUCAGAUUUGGAGUGUUUGAGUUCCUUAGUAAUAAGAUGCGGGAUGAGAGCGGUAAACUCGACAGCAAGCGAGGAUUCUUCUGUGGUCUCAGUGCUGGAGUGGCCGAGGCUGUGGUCGUAGUCUGUCCUAUGGAGACAGUAAAGGUCAAAUUCAUACAUGAUCAGACAUCAGCGAACCCAAAGUACAGGGGAUUUUUCCAUGGAGUGAGGGAGAUUAUUAGAACUGAAGGCCUCAAGGGAACGUAUCAAGGUUUAACGGCCACAGUGCUGAAACAAGGCUCCAACCAGGCGAUCCGCUUCUACGUCAUGACUUCACUGAGGAACUGGUACAAAGGCGACGACCCCAACAAAUCCAUUAACCCUCUGAUAACUGGAUCGUUCGGAGCCGUUGCUGGAGCUGCUAGCGUGUUCGGAAACACUCCGCUGGAUGUCAUUAAAACCAGAAUGCAGGGUCUUGACGCUCACAAGUAUAAAAGCACACUGGACUGUGCCGUCAAGAUCAUGAAGCACGAGGGACCAAAGGCGUUCUACAAAGGUACUGUGCCUCGGCUGGGUCGGGUGUGUAUGGACGUGGCCAUAGUCUUCAUCAUCUAUGAGGAAGUUGUGAAGAUCCUCAACGUAGUUUGGAAGACGGACUGAAAAAAACGGGGACACGACGGUGCUACACGAGCAGGCAGGAGUGUUAGGACGAAGGGCCGCUCACACACUUUAACCUUAACAAACGGCCCCCGGUCCCAAACCAAUCUCCUUAAAAACCCUGCUACUAGGUUCUAAUAUCUACCUCUAAGUGAUUCACAGAAAGAAAGAAAGAAAGGGAUUGGUAUUUUCUUGAUUUUAUUUAUAACAAAACUAUAACAAGUCGGAUCUGCAUGAAAAAAAAGAAUAAAUGCUUACACUUUAAAUUCCAGAGGGUGGCGGGUGGUAGGGGGGGGGGCGUUCCUUAAGAGCUCAGGGAGAGGAACAAAGGUGUUUUUAUUUAGGACUAGACCUGCUUGACUAGAGAAAUGGGAACACUGUCACUGGUAAAGAGGAGUGUGUCUCAACUACAGCACAGCGCUUCGAGUUAGGUGAUACAAACGCUGUACGUACUUAAUGAAAGAGAAACCAACACCCAACCCAACAUAAUGUGAUUUAGACACUAUAGACAAAGAAAUUAUACUUGAAGACGAGUGAUGAUACCAGAGAUCAUACAUUUUAAAAGCCCUUUUUUUUUUUUUUUUUUUUAAUAUGCAAAUAUUUUAAUUUUUGUUUUUUCUUUUUAAUUCAUUCUCUACCUGAUGUCAAAAAUCUUUAAUUCAGAUGUAAAAUGCUGCAGAGGCUGAAGGGCACACUAAGAACUUAAAUGCCUUACUUUAAAUCAAGAUUAAAUUAAAAAUGUAUCGCGAUUGCAGGAUUCACAAAUACAGAUGCAGGUUUAUUUAAAAAACAAAACAAAUGAUGUCACAUUUUUUUUUCAAAUGCAUAUUUUACACAAAAAAAACGUUCACAAUAGUUCACUUUUUAAGUUGCAGGUAUUGUUUUAAAAUCUAAUUAACGUACUAGUUUGAUACUCUGAGAAGUGCCUAAUAUAUCGUAUGAUUCAUUUUGAGAUCUUUUGAGAUUAAGAAUGAUUGAAUGUUGUAUGUACUUAGUCACUACACAUCUGUUAACAAAACACACGCACAUGCAAACACUGCAGUGAUGCCAGAUGUUUAAUUCCAGGCGUUGUCUGAGGUAUAUCAGAAUUAUGUAUAGAUCUUCUCAAUCCAUCGUAACUGCUAGUAUUUCAAUCAUAUUUCUGCUUCUAAAAUGUUUAUUUGCCUUUAUUUUCAUAGACAUGCCUGUUUGAGAAAUGCCAUAUAUUAUUAUAGUAGUGCCUUCCAUCUCAUUCCAGUGGAGGACGAGUGGUUCGGGAUAGAUUUUUAUUGCAGAUUCAGUUUUAAAUUUUUUUUUUUUUUUGGAACUAUGUGAUAUUAAUUGCCUUUUACUUUUAUAUCAACUGAUAAUCCAAUGUGCCAACUGCUGCUCAGAGAUAUACAAAUAAUAUCAUGUUAUAGACUGGAGUUUGUGAAUCUGGCACGUUUACAUGCAAAUGCAGUCAGUUGUUGUUUUUUGCUCAUCAUCACACAGUUAAUGUGUUGGACGCACAAUGUUUACUUUAAGCUACAUAUUGUCAGCUUCAGCUUCAACGUGAACUUGCAUACAUGUAGACAUGUGUCAGAUAUUUAGAUAUAUCUUUUGGAGUUUUCAUGUUAAAGGAGAGAGGGUUAGUCAUGUUUCAAGUCAGUAUUAAAACAACAGUUUGAAACCUUUUUUUCUUGCUGUAAUCAUUCCUCCUGUUCAUACUGACUGUUAGAAGAUCCCUUUAUAAUGCACUUACAAUAGAAGUAAUGGAGGACUAAAUCCAUAGUUAAAAAUGGAUUUAAAAGUUGAUCUGAAGCUAGUUUGAGUCACCCAAACUAGUCAAAUCAAGUGUGCAUCUUCUAAAAUGACCAUCUUUUUUAAUGUAAAAUUCCCUCUUUUUGUUUCCCUGUUGAUGUAUAGCAACAAAAAGAGGGACAUUUGUACUAAAAUAUCUGGAACUUUGGUAGAUGUUGACUGGAUUUGACUAAUUUGGAUAGCUUUAAACUAGCUUUAGAUAACGUUUUGAGUAUAUUUUUGCACACAAUGACUGGAUUUUGCCCCCACAUCUCUUUCAUUGUAAGUGCAUUAGGAACAGAUCAUCUAAUAGUCAGUAUGAACAGGAAUUCAUAUGUGCACCUGACUGUUGUUUUAAGAGAGACUUGGAAAAAAAAAAAAGUGUGACGCUUUCCUUUAACACAUGAAAUUUCCCCAGUAGUGAAAAUCCAGUAUUGUGCCUUCAGUCUAAUGAAUUCUAAUAUGUAUGCUCACAAAUAAACAUUGGAUCAGACUGUUUAA
Molecule: messenger RNA, 3462 nt
Organism: Scomber scombrus (Atlantic mackerel)
Lineage: Eukaryota; Metazoa; Chordata; Actinopteri; Scombriformes; Scombridae
Gene: slc25a1b
Product: slc25a1 solute carrier family 25 member 1b
Exons: 9
Coding region: 244-1203 (319 amino acids)
Biological process (GO): mitochondrial citrate transmembrane transport
Source: RefSeq, a predicted model, not a curated record